Molecule: messenger RNA, 3558 nt
Organism: Aspergillus oryzae RIB40
Lineage: Eukaryota; Fungi; Ascomycota; Eurotiomycetes; Eurotiales; Aspergillaceae
Product: serine/threonine-protein kinase
Exons: 12
Coding region: 1-3558 (1185 amino acids)
Biological process (GO): protein phosphorylation
Cellular component (GO): cytoplasm
Molecular function (GO): ATP binding; protein serine/threonine kinase activity
Source: RefSeq, a predicted model, not a curated record
AUGGUUUCUCGAUGCAGUGGGGGGAUUGAGGGGGCCCCUCCAUCUUCUAAACCACAGAAUGCUCCUGCCAAAGCACGAGUGGCAAGACUCGGGUCCAGUCCAUCAAAACGAGAUGACAGACCGAAAGACGAUAGAGUGGCGAAAACCACGGCCAAGGAUGUUGCAGAACUGAAGGAUUACCAACUGGGUGAUUGCUUGGGUAAAGGCGCAUUUGGGUCAGUCUACAGGGCAUUGAACUGGAAUACUGGGGAAACUGUUGCCGUAAAACAAAUAAAGUUGGCUGAUCUCCCAAAGAGUGAAUUGCGUGUCAUUAUGCUGGAAAUUGAUCUUCUGAAGAAUUUGGAUCACUCCAACAUCGUGAAGUACCAUGGAUUCGUAAAGUCCGCUGAAACUCUAAACAUCAUACUUGAACUUAGAUACUGUGAAAAUGGCUCCUUACAUUCAAUCGCAAAGAAUUUUGGACGUUUCCCAGAAAACCUGGUCGGGCUAUACAUGUCGCAGGUGCUCCACGGUCUCUUGUAUCUCCAUGAGCAAGGUGUCAUACAUAGAGAUAUCAAAGGCGCGAAUAUUCUCACGACUAAACAAGGCCUUGUCAAGCUUGCGGACUUCGGUGUUGCUAGCCGGACUACUGGGCUCAAUGAAUCAAGUGUUGUCGGCACGCCGUAUUGGAUGGCCCCGGAAGUGAUUGAACUGUCAGGCGCAACGACAGCUUCAGACAUCUGGAGUCUUGGUUGUACGGUGAUUGAGCUGCUGGAGGGGAAGCCUCCUUAUUACAAUCUCCAGCCAAUGCCGGCUCUUUUCCGCAUUGUCAAUGAUGAUCAUCCUCCCCUUCCGCAAGGCGCCUCUCCGGCUGUCAAGGAUUUCUUAAUGCAGUGCUUCCAAAAAGACCCGAACCUCCGUGUCUCUGCGAAAAAGCUUCUGAAACAUCCCUGGAUUGUCAACGCCCGCAGAUCAGAUUCAGUUGUUCCCAAAAAGUCAACCGAGUAUGAGGAGGCAGUGAAAAGUGUCCAAGAGUGGAAUGAAGCCCUGCGUUCACCCGAAGCAGGAACUUUGCGAAGACCGUUCAGGCAUGACUAUCAAAGCCCAGCCCCUCUAACGUCGUCCCGCAAUACGCCCACGAAGGCGUCUCCGACUUCCAGGAAUGUGGCAGAUCGGUUCAGGUCGCCCGACUCCAUCGAAGAAGACAAUUGGGACGAUGACUUUGCUACUGCAAUUUCCCCUAGCGCAUUGCAAUUACCUCAUCUUCGUCCACAAGAUAACUUCGGGGGGAUGCUCUCUUCUGAAAAGCUUAAGGCUUUUGCCUCUUUGGAUGGGACAGUCCUAAGGUCCGAAGAAAACUUCGACGAUUUCGAUGAUUCUUUUAGAACCUCGCUACAACCUGGAGACUCGGAUCCUCUGGAAACCAUACGACCUUUUCCAACCAAACAAACUGGCAUCGAAGAUACACAGCUGCAAAACCAGCCACGUUACCCGAUCAAUAACAACGCCAUCGCCAUACAUAACGUGCCCAUCCUAGCACAGAACCCUGUACCUCCAAUGAGACAACCCCGUCCAGCUUCUUACUACAAGGAAAACUCUGUAGAGGAUUACUCCGAUCUUAUACAGGCAAAUGAAGAUGUCCUAGACCGGAAGCUUGGCCUUUUUCAGGAGACCGAUGACGACACGGAUGGGCUAGUAUUUUCGCCCACGAACGAAGUGGUCCGAUAUCAACCCUCCCUUGAAGAUGAUAAUGACCCCCAGCCUCAGCUUAGAAAAAGGAUAUCUGUAAAACGCCAUCGAUCAGCCAUAGAGAUACAAAGGUUCGCCGAAAAUGAAAGAGACGAAGAUUUCUCUGACAUUCUUGGGGCGGAUCAAGUAACUCUGGACAAGUCCGAAAGCGAGGGAAGCUCAGACCAAGGGACGUUGAUGCUGAAUUCUAAACUUUCAAAUGAUUCUUGGCUUGGGGACCAAGACGAUGAGGAUGACCCAUUUGCUCAGCUUGAGGAAGGGUUAGACGAAGUGGACCUGGAAGCAAACAUCGCACGUGACAAACAUGCACGGCUCCGCGGUCAAGUCGAGGGGCUUGUUAGCUCGUUGAAGACGUCACAGGAUGAAGACGUGCUCGGCGAGAUCUCGGAACAACUGCUGAAUGUUUUCUAUGAUCUCCCGGAGACCAAAAAUAUCAUCAUCAGCGCCCAUGGGAUGCUUCCAAUACUUGAGAUUCUUGACAUGUGCCGUCGGCGUGACAUCAUUUUAUGUCUAUUGAGGAUCGUUAAUGCGAUCAUCUACAAUGAUUAUGAGAUACAAGAAAAUCUUUGUUUCGUUGGAGGUAUUCCUAUCAUCAACGAGUUCGCCUCGAAGAAGUACCCGCGAGAGAUCCGACUUGAAGCAGCAACCUUCGUACAGCAAAUGUAUCAGACUUCCACUCUCACUUUGCAAAUGUUCGUCAGUGCAGGAGGAUUGAACGUUCUAGUUGAGUUCCUGGAAGAUGAUUACGAGGAUGAGCGUGACCUGGUAUUAAUUGGGGUGACCGGUAUCUGGAGCGUUUUUGAGUUGCAAGUAUGUACCUGCAUUUUCUACUCUCUGAGGGAAAUCCUGUCCCGCAACUCGGUAUUGGAUCCUCUGUCGUUAGUCCUGAGUCGGGUAUUGGACGAAGAUGGGGAGCUGGCUGAGACUGUCGAAGGUCGUAUUGCGAACAUCUUCUUCAUUUUCUCCCAGGCUGAAAAUCAUGUAAAAGAGAUGGUUGCUGAGCGAACGGUUCUACACAGGGUACUGAAAGAACUAAAGCGCAUGACUCCUGCUCACCAGAUAACUAUGUUGAAGUUCAUCAAAAAUCUGUCUAUGUUAUCGACCACUCUGGAUGCUCUACAGAAUUCGAAUGCCAUCGACGUGUUGACGGACUUGCUGAGGUCUACCAUCAAGCGACCCCACUUCCGAGAAGUUUCCAAUCAGAUCCUAAAUACCAUCUACAAUAUGUGCCGCUUAAACAAGCCUCGGCAGGAGGACGCGGCUUUGAAUGGUAUCGUGCCACUGCUGCAAAAGAUAGUGAAGACCGAACGGCCAUUGAAGGAAUUCGCGCUACCAAUUCUCUGCGACAUGGCUCAUUCUGGCAAAGUUGGUCGCCGUGAGCUGUGGCGCAACAAGGGCCUGGCGUUCUAUAUAUCUUUACUUUCAGACCCAUAUUGGCAAGUGACUGCUCUAGACGCUAUCUUCACAUGGCUUCAAGAAGAGACAGCGAAGGUUGAGGAGCACCUCCUAGACAAGCGACCUGAUAAACCAUCAUUUACGGAUUCCAUUGUUAGACUGAGUCCCCCCAUUGCCUCGACGCUCGCGCGACCAGACCUAUUCAGCAGGAUAGGGCAGAAACUACAUCAUAAUAAAGCAGCAGUGCGGUUGAAUUUACUCCGGAUAAUUUCCAGCAUUUGCGAUGCGAGCGAAGAGCAGGGUGGUCUUCUUGCUAAAUAUGGACUGCUCGAUGCGAUCAGAGAGUUAGAGAACGAUCCCGCCAUUCUCGUCAGGGAUAUGGCUGGAAAAUUAAUUCAAUCCAACGAGAGAAGCGAGGCCUGGCAGCAGGCUUGA